AUGCAGAGAGAGAGAGAGAGAGAAGCUCUUCUAAGCUUCAAGAAUGGCCUCAUCGAUGAGUACGACAAUCUCUUAUCAUGGAGAAGCGACGAUUGCUGCAAAUGGCAUGGUGUUGAGUGCAGCAACACCACUGGCCAUAUCAUCACCCUCCAACUCGACCAUGUAAAUUUGAGGGGAGAUGCAGAAGUGAGAUGCAUAGAGAGUGAGAGAGAAGCUCUUCUAAGCUUCAAGAAUGGCCUCAUCGAUGAGCGUGGCCAACUCCCCGAGCUUCAAGUUCUUGAUCUUUCUCAUAAUUCUUUGGAGGGUUUAGUUCCUCAAAGCUUUAGCCAACUCUCGAAGCUUCAAAACUUAGUUGCACUGCAGAUGCAUGGUAAUAAUUUAUCUGGUGAAUUGCCUCACAGUUUGAGAGUGUGCCAGAAAUUGAGAUUCAUGGAUGUUGGAGGGAACAAGUUAACAGGAGAGAUCCCAACUUGGAUUGGCCAGAUGUAUAAAAUGCAAUUUCUUAAUCUUCGUGGAAAUAAAUUUCAUGGCAGUAUUCCUUCCCAGAUAUGCAAUCUUACUGAUAUUCAAGUUGUGGAUCUGUCCAUAAAUAACUUGGUCUCAAUAAUACCUAAUUGCUUCAACAAUUUUACUCAACUUCAAAGCUUCGGUGCAUCCACUUAUGCCGGGAAUGAUGGACGUUGUGGCGACCCUCUGCCUAAGUGCCCCGAAGAUAGCUCGAGGCCAUCCAUCUCUAAUCCAGGAGGAAGCAUGAAAGAGAAACACCACAACAACUUCUCAUUUAUGGAAGAAGUUGGCAUAUCAAUGACCUUUGGUUUUAUCUUUGGAUUUUGGGGAGUUUUUGGUUCAUUCUUACUAAAGAAAUCAUGGAGAAUUGCAUUCUUUAACUUGUUUGAUGAUGCUGGAGAUUGGUUCUACGUCAAGAUUGUUGUGUUUGUAUCCAAAUGGAAAUAA
Molecule: messenger RNA, 954 nt
Organism: Salvia splendens (bonfire salvia)
Lineage: Eukaryota; Viridiplantae; Streptophyta; Magnoliopsida; Lamiales; Lamiaceae
Product: receptor-like protein EIX2
Exons: 4
Coding region: 1-954 (317 amino acids)
Molecular function (GO): protein binding
Source: RefSeq, a predicted model, not a curated record